Messenger RNA from Sebastes umbrosus (honeycomb rockfish), 1813 nucleotides. It is a transcript of the gene rassf6, whose product is annotated as Ras association domain family member 6. The record is from RefSeq and is a predicted model, not a curated record. Lineage: Eukaryota; Metazoa; Chordata; Actinopteri; Perciformes; Sebastidae. The transcript has 11 exons. The coding region runs from base 468 to 1499 and encodes 343 amino acids. Gene Ontology annotation, biological process: signal transduction.
AGACAGAGAAAGAGAGUUGGAAUGAGUGGCAGAAAAGGACAAAUAGGACAGACUGCUGCUUUCGCUCUGCUGUGUCAUUCAAAGUAAUUCAGAAGAACAGAAGAAAGAGAAAAAGAAAAGAGAUUUAAAAAAUAGAAGCCACGUGGAUACUCCAACAAUCUCUGCUCACAGGCCUCUCCUACCAAAGAACAAACAAAUGGUUGGCUCUACACUGUCAUCACUGGUUACUGGGUGGAGUACUGUUAUUAAAUCUCUUGGAGACAGCACAAAAAAAAGAAAGUGAAAGACUAAAGGCACGGCUACAGAGAGAGAGAGAGAGAGAGAAAGAGGGAGAUAAAUAUAACACAAAAACUUCAGAGAGAGAGUGAGGAAAGAGAUAUUUAAAGCCCAGAGAGAAGAAAGACGGGGACAAAGAAACACAUGCAAGAAGGGAGCUCUGAUUUGUCAUGUUACAGACGUAACCAGAGAUGAAUAAAGCAGCUCUUCGCCCAGUGAUCCAGGCAGGGGAUGGGAGGACACUGUCCAGAACACAGUUCCUCUCACUGCUGAACAACUACAACUGCUUCCUGAAGGACCAAACUCAACUGCACCUCAGUUACUUUCGGGGUGCCGAUGGAGAGGUGGUGGUGGAGGGCUUCCUGAAUAUCUCCUGGGGAGUACGGAGACCAAUCAGGCUGAAAAUACAGGACGAUAUACAGACGAUCACCUUUGCUCCUCUGAUCUCACCCAGCCCCAUCAGCCCCAUCGGAGACAAGAGGAGUAUGUCCCGAUGGGGAGAAUGUGUUGACCUUCACCAGAUAGAUGAGAUGGCAGAGACACCACAAAACACAGUAGUCACCAAACCGUUACCAGGCCCGCCUGUUUAUGAGUCAACCACUCUGCGUCCCGUGAGGCAGAGGAACUCCGAGAUGGAGGCAGAGUCCAACCUGUUUCGUUGCAUGAGUGACGCGUCGUUGGUCAAGAGGAGGAAGGGAAGGCCGAAGUCGGCGGCAGAAAGAGAGAAAGAAAGACAACAUCGCUUUUCUAUCAAUGGACACUUCUAUAACUACAAGACCGCUAUCUUCACUCCAUCCUUGGGCACGCCAACCAAAGUUCGUAUCUCCAGCAGGAUGACCACAAACCAGGUCGUCGAACAGUUACUAAACAAGUUCAAGAUAGAGAACGAUCCCCAGGAGUAUGCUCUGUACUGUGUUCACCAGAGUGGAGAAAAGAGGAAGCUCAGUAACAAAGACCAGCCCCUAUGGGAGCGCAUACUACAGGGACCCUCUGAUGACAUCAUGAAGAUCUUUUUGAUCGACAUGGACGAAGAAGAAGUCAGCAAUGUUGUCGCCCAGUAUCUGAACUUGGAGCUUCCCAUCCUGGAGCAGGUUCUACUGAAACUCAGAGAGGAGGAGAACAGAGAGAUACAGAGAGUCAUCCACAAGUACCACAACCAGCAUAGACUCCUGUCCCAUAUGCUGAACUGUAAGAUGUCGCCUCACAUUGAGACCAGUGUGUGACGAUCUGAAUCACUGACACAAGACCGGUCAUUCAUCACAGCACCACUUUGAGGACGAAAGAGAAGCUGUGGGGAACUCUGUAAAAACAACAUCUUUAACUUUAAGGUUAAAGCUGCAAAUGUUUGGAAGAGAAACACAAAGGUGAAGAUUUGGGAAAAUACCACCAACCUGACAAACAUAUCAUUUUUAUUCAUGUUUUUUUCUCUUCAUUUUUUUAAUUUGUAAAUUAAGUACAACAUAAGAUUGUAAGAUGCUGCUGUAAAUAACUGUAAAUCUGUGUUGUGUGUUAAUAAAUAUAAGUUGUGGGACCAGCA